UGGGUCGACACGCUGUAAGGUCAGACAUUACUCUUUAGCAAGGAUCCUCAGCAAGUCACCCUAAAGCCUUUUGAAUGGCGCUUAGUGUAAAUACGGGCUUGUCAUCGCCUUUCAGAGAGAAUCUCUCCAGGUUAUCUCACAUUCCAUUCUGGGGAGAAAACCAGGCAGCUUAUGAGACAACAUUUCAGCAAGACUUCAAAUCGUUUGCGUCCUUAACGAAAAGAGCUGCUAUUCAUCAACCCUCUCUGGCAAAAGUAGACCAGAAGGAUCUUCAGCAUAUCAGGGAGUACGAGACAGAGGUGGCCCACUCCUUCCCUCCUCAUCGUCUUUCACCUCUCAGCCGCAUCCCAGCAUGGACCAAACUGACCACCAACCUGAAAAUGCAUUCAGACCAAAGAUACAAAGACUUCCACACCACACAGGCUGAAAGUUUCCAGCAUCGUCCCAUGCCAUUAGCUGUGCCCAGGCCGGUUCCUUUAUUCUUAGCUACCACUGUGACUCAGAGAGACGAAAAACUUCCUGAAACCACUCAGAAAGAGUCAUAUGUCUCGCACGAGGUCUCACCGCUUGUUCGAGCGGAGAGAAAACACCAAGGUCAGUGAGGUCAAGAUUUUUAGCGUUGUCUUCUCAGAUUUCAGAUAUUUCUGUUCAGCGUGCAUAUGAAUAUUUGUGGGUUAGAUGCAGCACCAGGAAUCACAGGAGACAAAAAAUUCUCACUCUUCAGCUCCUCUUACAAUGAUGCCUUCCAGUAUAGGUGGUCUUCUCCUCCACCAGCCACUGAGAUGGUAGAAUUUCAAAAAACUUUGUCAUUUAAUGUCUCAAAUCAAGCACUUGAUUCUUGAGCACCCCAUAUGUAUUCCACAUGUCUUGCAGCAAUUCCACUCUUCCUUGGUAAUGGGAGACAAGAACAAAAUAUCAGAAAAUGAAACCACUCAUUCAGCCUCUUUCCAUUAUACAGGCAACCAGAGCCCUGUAUUGUUAAAGAAGCAUCUGAGUGUCAACCUUGGAGAUCAUCCAGAUAACAAAUGGACCACCACUACCUCUGAAGCUUUUAAGGCAAUUAAUCCUGAGCGAGUUCAUAUCCACUCAGGAAACCUAACUCAGUGCUCUAUACCUAGAGGUGACACGGACACAAAGCGCAACCAAGAGAGAUCAACAUCUACAACCAACCGAUUGUUUUUCUCAGAGGAAAACCACAAACAGUUGCCAGUUCGCAUGGAUAACCCAGGCCUCAGGACCAAGAGUAAUGUUGAGUUUGGGAAUCUCCGUAUAGCAGGAAUGUUUUACAACACAACAACUCAGGAAAGCUAUACACAUAAACAUGUGACUCAAGUCAAGCCUCGGGUUUAUCCGUCUGGUCGAGUGCUGGCAGAUCAAGAGCCUGGCCCAGCUGUUACUACUGUGCAAAGUGACUAUGUUCCACUAAACACUAGAAGAAGUGUUUUAACCCCUGAGCAGCUUUAUCAGAUUAAAGUCAGUCACAUCAAACCUCCUAACAGUGAAUUUUACUUCACAACAAGCCACAAAGAAGAUUUUUCAAUUAAACCUAAUUCCAAGGUCUGUUUGGACAACCCACCAAGACAACUUAUCAGCCACAUACAAUUCUGAAACACACACACACACACACACACACACACACACACAGACAGACAGACAGACAUAUAUAAUGGAGGUAUGUUCUUCCAUGCUUGUUACAUUUGUUAGAAUGCAUUUAUAUCACUGUUCUGUUAAAUCCCAGCUUCUGAUUGGUACGAAGGUGUUGAUGUUAUAAAAGCAGAUUUGAUAGUAUAUUUCACUGCAAGGCUGAUAUUAAGUCACUUAAACAGAUUUAUUUUAAAAUACAUGUAAUGUAUUUCAGUGAUCAACUUUUCUGAGCACGCGUAAAUAAAAAGAUAUUUUUUGCCGCAAAUACAAGACAGCUUCUCACCCAUAGAACACCAUGACCACAUGAUGACAGCAGCAUCGUGCCGCUUUUCAGCUGGGACUGGGGCAAUGGUUAAGAUAGACAGGAUAUACAGAUAGAUCCAACUACAAACAUUUUGGCACAAAUCCUACAGGCCUUUAUUAGACAGAUGACGAUAAACAUGUUCACCUUCCAGCAUGACCUUCCAUAACAUGCCAAAGAACAAAGACAGGUCAAUAAAGUAAAUUUUCGUACGGCCCAGUCGGAGUGCUACAUCUAAAUCCUAUCAAAAACAUGAAUGACUUGACUUGAAGACUGAAGUGGUUAAGGCUCUGGGUUGUUGAUUGGAAGAUCAUGGUUUAAGGUCUAGCACUGCCAAACUGCCACUGUUGGGCACUUGAACAAGGCCCCCCAAACCCACCCUGCUCCAAGGGUGCUGCGUCAUGGCUGACCCUGUGCUCUGACCCCAACUUCCAAGGAUGUGAUAUGUGAAGAAAAAAUUUCACUUUGCAGUUAUGUGAAUGUGACAAAUAAAAGCUAAUUAACUUAAGAAGCUGUGCAUGGGAGAUCACAAUACUGGGGCACUUUUUACAAGAAAAUUGAGAUAAAAUUCAAAUAAAAAAAUAUAAUAUAAGUUAAUUAAGGACUGUCCAUAAUUAUGAAACCAGGUUAUUGAAAGUAUUUUUCCCAAAAUGUUUUUAUUUUUCACUUUUUGUUGCUGUAUCCUAUUAAAGUUAGAAAUAAUCUGAAUUUUUUUUCUCCCUUUUUUUUUUUUUACAUUAUAAAACCCUGCAGUUUUAACAGGGGUAUGUAGACUUUUUAUAUCCUCCAUUAGACCUGGCAGCUGUUUGGAGACUAAUUGUGAAAUCGCCGCAUGUCCUACAAUGUUUAUGUCAUAGAUAUCAGGGUUUGUUGAAAGCAACAGAUGGUCCAAGCGGCGACAGUAAACAUUAACGGUAUUGUGGUUUAUAUGGGUUUUGAGAUAAUAUACUGAAUGAAUCUUGUAUAAACAGGUUUUGACAUACAGGCACGAUAUGUCAACAAUUUCACAUAGUAAAACAUAUAGCUUUAUAUUAGAGACAGUUUUGUACACUUGUAUGUGGAGACUAAAUAUUUGAUCAGGCUUCAUCAACCCACUGUUUCUACUGAACUGUUUGCCACCUGGUCUCUUGGGACAUUCCUGUUGAUUUUCCUCUAAACAAACACAGAACAUUUUAGUCCUCCGGCAGCCGUAUAACCUUGAACCUGGAUAAUUUUUGUUUGUCAAACUUUCAUUGUUGACCAGAACUGUAUCAGCUGACUUUUGCCUAACAUCACCUUUAAGGGGAAAUAAGAUUCAUUUUCACUUUGUUUUUCUGAAUAAACAAAGUGAAUUUCUUGCCUCUUUAACAUACCUGACCAAAGACUCUCCUGUUUACCAGCAUGUAGAACAAACAUCUGUGAAUUUUACACAGAUGUGCUUGUCAGCAACUAAUCUAUGAAUCAGCUGUAAAAAAGUAGAGAAUAUAUUUGCAAAUGUUUUGUUUACUCAGUGAAAACAUUACAAUUAUCUCUCCAGUCUCUCCGGGACUUCUUGCUUUUGUGAUUCGCAAAAAAUAACGCAAAAUCAAGCAAACACCAUGAUAUAUGGAGGAGCUUGCAAUAUUUAGAAAUUUUUUGCAGAUUUGGACCGAGGCAUGUCAUAUGACACUCAAAGUGUCAUCACAUGGUUUAGAAGAUCUGAUUUGCCUGAUUAAGGUCUUCCUUUUAAUUGAAGGAACACAGACCAAUGAUUUUGGAACCUGUAUGGUUUCCCAGGCAUCCCACAAUGCAGUGCAUCACAAUGCAACUGCAGAAAAUGAGGCAACAGCAACAUCCGAUCCGGAUCUGCUCUCCUCCAGCUCUAAGUGUAAAUUUAUUUCUAUUUACAUUCAAUACACAGAAAUACAAAUUGUGAGUGAGUGUGUAGACAGUGCACUGUGAUGGACUGGCAUCUCUUCUAUAUACACCAAUCAGGCAUAAUAUUAUGACCACCUGCCUAAUAUUGUGUUGGUCCCCCUUUUGCUGCCAAAACAGUCCUGACCUAUCGAGGCAUGGACUCCAAUCCUUUAAGUUCUGUAGGUUGUGAGGUGGGGCUUCCAUGGAUCAGACUUGUUUGUUCAGCACAUCCCACAGAUGCUUGAUUGGAUUGAGAUCUGGGCAAUUUGGAGGCCAAGUCAACAUCUCAAACUCGUUGUUGUGCUCAUCAAACCAUUCCUGAACCAUGUUAUAGCCCACCCACUAACAAGUGCCACGAUGAGGAGAUAAAACACCUGUCGGUGGUCAUAAUGUUAUGCCUAAUUCCUGUUGUAUUUUUGGGAUAGACUCUGGAUCCACCAGAAUAAUGCUCUUACUGAAAAGAAUGAAGAAUGGAGCAGGGAAAUGUGCAGGCAGCAGCCUUGAUGGAAACCUUACUGUUCCUGAGGGAUGAGCUGCUGCUCCGGAUCCAGAGGAGAAAAAGAAACACACAUCUUCAGUAAGAUGGUUUAUAUGGUCAAAAGUAUGUGAACACCAGAACAUUACACACAUGAGGUUCUUUUCCAAACAGUUGCCAUUCAUUUGAAAGACAGUGCCCCUGGGCACAAAGUAUGCUCCAUGAAGACAUUGAACUAGAAGAUCACGAGUGUCCUGCACAGAGCCCUGACCUAUGUUCACAAUCCAGAGAAAUAUCAUAACAGCAAAGUGAACACACCUAACCAUUCACAUUUUUUCUAUUAACACAUAUUUUCUGUUAGCAUGAUAGAAUUUAGAAUGUAAUCAAAUAGUAGGUGGUAUUUUAUGUAGAAUUGGUAACAAUCUGAUUACACAAUUUUCUUUACAUGCUUUACACACAGCUUAAAGUAAAGAUAAGACUUGUUAGCUAACUUCAGCGAGCUGGCCAAUAUAGUUCAUUCCCAGCUAAGUAAAUAUAAUAUUGUUGUUCAAUAUUUGUAGAUAAUAUAUCACGUGACACUGUUUCAAAUAUUAUGCUAGAAUUUUGUUUAAGAUUAAGAUGUAUCUACAUAUUAGUGCUUUAGGUAUGAUUAAUGGUUAAGCAGGUGGAUUCCAUGUUUUCAUUUUUUUUCCCCUUUAAACCCUAACCCCUCCCCAUGCCCCACCCAUGACCAAGAAGCUCCACCCUCAGGAUCUACAGAAGCCUAUAGAGUAGUGUCUAUAUACUGAGUGACAGGAGGCAUAUCCAAACCCAAUCAAGCAUUCCAUAUGGGUUUUCUCAGCCAAUCAUGAAUGUUUGUUUAGCCUUUUUCUAAACAAUUAUUACUGUUAUUAUUUUUAGUGUGCUCUGUAUG
Messenger RNA from Hemibagrus wyckioides, 5208 nucleotides. RefSeq lists its product as uncharacterized. The transcript is spliced from 7 exons. The record is from RefSeq and is a predicted model, not a curated record. Bases 814 to 1608 code for a protein of 264 amino acids. NCBI's taxonomy places the organism in Eukaryota, Metazoa, Chordata, Actinopteri, Siluriformes, Bagridae.